AUGAAGCGGAUGUUUGGAUCUUCCAAGGCUAAGGAGCCACCUCCAGACCUUAAUGCUGCCAUACAGAACGUUGAAAGUCGGUGUGAGAGCAUUGACAAAAAAAUAGCGAAGCUUGAUGGUGAUCUAGUUAAACUCAGAGAUCAAAUGUCCAAAAUGAGGGAAGGACCAAGUAAGAAUCUAGUCAAGCAGAAGGCAUUAAGAAUUUUGAAACAGAAACGUACAUAUGAAAAUCAGAAAGCUCAACUUGACCAACAAGCAUUUAACAUGGAUCAGAGUAAUUUCGCUUUACAAGGAAUGAAAGAUAACCAGGUGACUGUGGCGGCUAUGAAAGAUGGUUUGAAGGCGAUGCAAAAGGAAUACAAAAAGAUGGAUAUUGGAAAAAUUGAAGAUUUGCAAGAUCAAAUGGAAGAUAUGCUCGACUUGAACAAUGAAAUCCAAGAAAGCAUGAGUAGACAGUAUGAUACUCCAGAUAUUGAUGAGAGUGAGUUGGAGGCUGAAUUGGCACUUCUUGGAGAUGAAUUAGAUUUGGGAGAGACUGAUACCAACUUCUUAGAUGAAGCCCUUAAUGCUCCCGGUGUACCCGAAGCAAAGCCCCAACGUGCUAAGGUCUCGGAAGGGCUGGAGGUUGAUGAAUUCGGUUUGCCUAAAAUUCCUGCUUAA
Messenger RNA from Auanema sp. JU1783, 660 nucleotides. NCBI's taxonomy places the organism in Eukaryota, Metazoa, Nematoda, Chromadorea, Rhabditida, Rhabditidae. The record is from the annotation of a GenBank genome assembly.